Molecule: messenger RNA, 2586 nt
Organism: Panonychus citri (citrus red mite)
Lineage: Eukaryota; Metazoa; Arthropoda; Arachnida; Trombidiformes; Tetranychidae
Product: lipase maturation factor 2-like
Exons: 6
Coding region: 209-2152 (647 amino acids)
Biological process (GO): protein maturation
Cellular component (GO): endoplasmic reticulum membrane
Source: RefSeq, a predicted model, not a curated record
UUGUUGCUGUUAAUCAAUUUGUCCAAUUUGAAUUUGGUAGCAAGCAAAACCAUAAGAUAUGAGCAUGAGAGCAAAAGGCAAACCGGUUAAACCAAAUUGAAGAUCAACUGACACGAGGUGUUUGUGUCAUUUUCAUCUUUCCUUUAUUCCUAAUCAGAUUGUGUUUAAAUUAUUGUUUCCAAUUAAACACUCUGCUGGAUUAUUCAUUAUGGGUAAGAAAAAAGCUGAGAAAACAAUGUCAAGUGUCAUCAAUACGAGAGAUUUUUUUCUUACCUGUAUGGGAUUUAUUUACCUGUUUGCAUUCACUUCCCUUUAUCAUCAAUUACCAGGUUUAAUCGGUGACAAUGGUAUCCUACCUGUACAUAGUUUUGCUCAAUUAAACAAACGAGGUUUAUCAGUUUUAGAUGAAGUUAUCAAUUCUAAGCCGAGUCUUGUUUGGUUUGCUCCUAAAUUGGGCCUUUCAUUUGAUUAUAUGAUGGACUUAAUUGCUCUCACUGGAAUACUCAUCUCAUCUUUGGUCAUUAUCUCAAAGAAAGCCGCUAAUCCAAUACUAUUUGGUGCUCUUUACAUUUUGUACUUUUCAUUGUACCAGGUUGGUCAAGAAUUUCUUUGGUUCCAAUGGGAUAUUCUUCUUCUUGAAGCUGGAUUUCUUUGCAUCAUAAUUGCUCCAUUUAGUAAUUAUUUCAAUCAUUCUCUCUCUCGAGAUCCAAUUGCUUUAUGGCUUGUCAAGUGGCUACUGUUUCGUUUAAUGUUCAGCUCAGGAUUGGUCAAGUUAACCUCUAAAUGUCCUACCUGGUGGGGUUUAACUGCUCUUAAUCAUCACUUUGAAAGUCAAUGUUUACCAACUCCACUUGCUUGGUAUGCUCAUCAAUUACCUGGAUGGUUUUUGAAAUUAGGUGUUGUUGGAACUUAUCUUGUUGAAAUAGCGAUGCCAUUCCUAUUUUUUGGACCCUCAAUGAUGAGAAGGAUUAGUUUCUGGUCUCAGAUUUUAUUUCAAUUCUUCAUCAUAUUAACUGGAAAUUACAACUUCUUCAAUCUUCUCACAAUUGUACUUUGUUUACCUUUACUGCAAGAUUCUGAUUUUCCUAAAUUCAUGCGGCGAUCAUGGCGAGUUCGACCUGCUAAACGAAGUUCAACUGAUUUAAUGGUUUUAAGUUCAUCCCUUUGUUUCCUAUUUUUCUGGACAGUUAAAUUGUUUAACUUGAAGAUUGAAAAUUCAUCUUGGAUAUCAUCUAAAGUGAACUUUAAUGAAUCUGAAUUUAAAUUGUUCAUCACAAAAUCAGUUCAUGCAUCAAUCACUGUUGGUCUAUUCUCACUUGGCUUUGUUAUAAUUCGUUCAAUUUACCGAGCAAUUCAAAAAGGAUCUCUUUUCACUCAAUUCUGUCGAAUACUUAAUGUUAUUUUCUAUGGUUUAAUUGCUUUCUCCAUUUUCACCAUUAGUUUAAUUCCAUUUGCUGGUCAACUUGACAAGAAUAUUUACAAAAACAUCUCACCCAUUGCCCAUGAAUGGCACCAGAAAAGCAAUCCUUUAAUAAUAACCAACAGCUAUGGACUUUUCCGUCAAAUGACCGGUGUCGAUGGCCGACCUGAGUUGAUUAUCGAAGGGUCAAAUAAUCUUGAAACAGGUUGGAAAGAAUAUCAUUUUCUUUAUAAACCAGGAAAACUAAACGAAGCCCCCAAAUUUUUAAUUCCUCAUCAACCUCGUCUUGAUUGGCAAAUGUGGUUCGCCUCACUAAGUGAAUACGAAAAUAAUCCUUGGCUUUUAAGUUUUAUUUACCGAUUGAUUACCAAUGAGAAAAGUGUCAUAAAUCUUAUCGAUUCUAAACAAUUACCAUAUCCAUCCGGAGUUAAACAUGUACGAGUGAAAAAAUAUCUUUACCAUUAUACAAAUUCAACGGAAAAAAGUAUCACCGGUACUUGGUGGAAACGAGAAUUUAACAAAAUGUAUUUACCACCAGUGGAUAAAGAAACCAUUUCAAAAUAUUUAGAAGGAUCCGGAAUCCAUUUAAAACAACGUAAUCCACUUAAAUUAACCGAAUCAAAUUACUCUUGGUUAUUACCAUUAAUCCGCCAAUUGGUUAAUCAAGUUUCACCAAAUGUUUUCAUCUACACUUUUGCUGCCUGUUUAUUAUCAAUCAAACUCAUCAAUUAGUUACUACAAUUACUACAAAUCAUUGGUCUCUCUCUCUCUCUCAUUCUAUAUAUUGAUUUAACAAAUUUACUAUUAUUAUUAUUAUUAUUAUUAUUAGCGUCAUUACCAUUGUUUUAUUAUCAUUACUGUUCACUUACAACAAUUAACAUCUAAGUUGAGUGAUUAUUGGUAAACAAAAGCAAUGAGACCACUAAAAGUGUAACAUGAAACAUGUUUACUGAAACAAUUUUAACCCGAUUGAUCCUUGAAAUCUCAAUCAAAAUUAUAAAUGUUAAUUUUUCGUUUCUACAAUAAUCAACAAUUUAACCUAAACACACACAUAAUACUAACCCAUAACUAAAUCAUCAAAUUGUAGCAAUGAUGAUGAUAAUAAUAAUAAUAAUAAAACGGAAAAAAAGUUGUUUACAAAACAAAAUAAUUUUUAUCAUUAUCAA